Messenger RNA from Mauremys mutica (yellowpond turtle), 1401 nucleotides. Its product is annotated as P-selectin-like. The record is from RefSeq and is a predicted model, not a curated record. NCBI's taxonomy places the organism in Eukaryota, Metazoa, Chordata, Testudines, Geoemydidae. The transcript is spliced from 4 exons. Bases 73 to 903 code for a protein of 276 amino acids.
CCCAUAGCUCUGUCACUGACUGUCACACAAGUUUGCCUGUUUUUACCCUUUCCAACAGUGCUCGUGACUCAGAUGGAAGUGGGAGCCUGGACCUACCAUUAUGGUGCCAAAUCUGAUUACUCCUGGGAGCUGGCCAGAAACUUUUGCAGGUCAUUCUGCACCGACCUCGUAGCAAUCCAGAACCAGGGGGAAAUUGCUUAUCUCAACAGUGUCUUACCCCACUAUAAAACAUACUACUGGAUUGGGCUACGAAAGAUCAAAAAUGUCUGGACGUGGGUUGGUACCAACAAGGCCCUGACGAAGGAGGCUGAGAACUGGGCUAACAGGGAACCCAACAAUAAAGGGAGGAACCAAGACUGUGUGGAGAUUUACAUAAAGAGGGACCGUGAUGCUGGAAGAUGGAACGAUGAGCACUGCCAAAAGAAAAAGAGGGCUCUGUGUUACCAAGCGUCUUGCCAGCGUUCCUCCUGCAGCCAGCGCGGCGAGUGCGUGGAGACCAUCGGGAACUACACCUGUGAUUGCUACCCUGGCUUCUACGGGCCGGAGUGUGAACACGAAAUUACCGACCUGAUGGUGAAUCAAACCCCAGCCAGUGUCAGUGAUUUGGAAGGCUCAGAACUUACCAUGAAUUGUACAUUCAAGACAGUCAAUAACCACAGCCCCAUGUAUGUGCGAUGGUAUAACUAUGGGACCGAGGGACUAAAGCAAGAGCUGGUGAAUGAGAGUGAGGUGAUCACAAUGCUGCAUUUGGACAAUGGGUUUGCCUCUCUCACUUUGAAGAAUGCGAAUUCAUCUAAUACAGGAACCUACGUGUGUGAGGUGGGGAUCACAGCAAGGAACCUGUCUGUGUCAGGAGCUGGAACCCAGGUGACCAUCACUCCUGUCAAUCGGACAAUAUGGUGAUCCGCUGUUAUAGUGUACACCUGGAGAUGGAGCUCUCAGACACCUGUUACCCCGGCAUUCCCCACAAACACCGUGCUGACCAUCUUGCCUGCUAGAUUCUGUACCUGCAAAUAAACCUUGAACUGAAUGGAAGGGAGGGGAGGGGAUACUGGAUAACUGGAAGGGAGGUCACGGGUGUUCAGAAUAAAAAGACUCCUCUCUGACACCCUUCUUUGAGGCAGCAGAACCUGGUGAUCGGUGGUGGCUUAGGCAGUCUCAGUGGCAUCUGAGCCAUAGGAAAAUAUGAGAUGAACAUUUAUGUUACCUAAAGAGUCCCCAUUGUGCUACCUAGCAAUCACUUUAGAGCAGGGGAGUGGAAAUUAUGGUCUGUGGGCCAGAUCUGGACCGCGGGAUUGCCAGCCUGAUCGCACAGCAGCGCUAAGGCAGGCUUUCUACAUGCCCUGGCCCUGCACCGCUCCCGGAAGCAGCUGGCACCACUUUGCUGCAGCCCGUGGGGGG